GGAAACUGGGCCAGGAAAAUGUCUCGAGGCCAAGCUCCAACCCAGUCCUGUCUCCCUUCUCCAACACGACCCCCAGUCCUGGCUCCGGGAGGUCUCUGGGUUUGGGGAUAGGCAACAUCUCCAGGUCCAGUUCUAGCACGGACCAGUCUCCACCCCCAAGUCCAGCCUCCAGGAAGACCAUGACCAUGGCAAUGGGCAAUACCAAUGAGGCCUUUAAUUCUACUUUGGCCAACAAAACUACUUCAGACUCCAACAUCGCCAGACCCAACUCACUCAUGGCCCUUGCACCCAUCACCUGCAUGUCCCUGGUGGUCGAUGACAGCCAGGGCAAGAGAGCCGAUGCAGGCUGCAUCCUAACGGACGUUUCCUGUGUGACCCUGACAAUCAGCCAGGGUGAAUCAGAAGACUUCAGGAUGCCCAUGAGGUGUAACAACAGGACAACAGAACUCAAGAGGAAAAUGGAAAAGUCUGUCCCUGAAGACACCUACACCUAUCAGACCGCAUCUGACGAGAAUAAGACUGCCCCCGAGGGACCUAAAGAGCAGCUGGACCUGGAUGAAGACAAGAGACAGCUGAUAAAGAAGACCAUGAAGCAGAUCCAGGAGGAGCCCAUGGAUACACUCUCCAGUCCUAGCCGGCAGCAGGCCUUGGUGGCCCUGGCCCAGCUGAGUCCCAUCCGGCCGUGCCUGCGAGCAAAGGAGAGAAAGGAGCUGGUGGCCGUCUGCGUGAGGAGUGUGUUCUCCUUACCCUCGGUGCAGACCAUGCAGGAGGAGGACAGACCCAAUGCUGACUUUAUACAGAUGUUGUAUUCUCAGACACUGGAUGCCCUUCAGACAUUGCUGAACUCUCUUUUCUUAGAAGAUCCUAGCCCAGCUGGCCUAAGUAGCCUUUUGGAGCCCCUGGGACCCUGGAUGACCUCUGCAAAGGCCCAUGAGAGAGCCCGAGCAGUCAACAGCAAUGUCUUCUUGCUGAACCUCGCACUCCAGACCCAGCUCUUCUUCACCAGCUUCGUAGAUCAGGUCUCGAGCAUGUCUACGCAGCCAAAGGGACAGCUGACUUUCGAGCACAACCGAGGCCACUAUUCUACAAUAUUUGGCUUCCCCAUGUUUGGUCUUCUCCUUGGACGGCUCAUUCUUCGUAUAUGUGACCCAGAGGAAGAGAUUGGCCAUGAAGCCCUGGAUGGCGUCAUCAUCCUUUACACGAUCCUGGAGCUCCAGAAGAGGAACAUAGAUAAGGAGGAGACCAACAAACUUGAACUGUACAAGAGUAGCAAGCGAUUUCUGGGCCCCUACAACCCCGUCAGCCCUUGCCAAAACAUCUUGAGAGUGAUCGCGGAAUUUGGAGACUUUCUCAGACCCCAACAGGUGAAAGAUCUACUUCUGGCUGCCCUGGAAGGCCUGAGGGAUGACCAGGAGACCCCUUCAAAGGACACAGCGGAGAUGAUGCAAUUAGCUUCCGAGGUCACCCUGAGCUCCGUUCUGGAGUGGUAUAGAUACAGGGUAUUGGAGGUGAUACCAGAUAUCAUGAAUGGCAUCUAUAUGCAUCUAAGUUCCAUCCAUGAACCACGAGCCCGGGAAGUUGCCCUCUUGCCCAUCUCCCUACUGGCCAGUUCCUUCAUGACUGAGGUGGUCAUCGCUCUGCUCAUGUGUCCCCUCCCACUGGACAGCAAUGGGGCAGAGAUGUGGAGGCAGCUAAUUCUUCGGAAACCCAGCUGUGACAUUCGGGACCUUCUGGAGUUGCUCCUGACCAGCCUGAAGGAGAAGCCCAUCACCAAGAAGGGCAGGGCCUCCAUUAUACCCCUGGCGGCAGCCAGUGGCCUGUGCGAGCUCCUCUCUGUCAACAGCUGCAUGGGCCGAGUGAGGCGCAUUUACCCCCAGCUGCUCCUGGCUCUCUUGGUCCAGGUCCAUUACCACAUCGGCCUGAACUUGCCUAGCAACAAUUGUAGCUUCAAGGAUGGCCGGAGCUCCAUCUUUAUCCCUGUCUGCUGGGUGGUGAAGGUGGUCAAGACUCUUCUGUUGAAGAUGGGUUGCUCUUACGAAGCCGCCCUGCUGGAGAGCCAAGGCGGCUGGGAGCUCAUGGGUCUGGCUGAGCAUCACCACCGGGGCGUAUCUCUGCUGGCCAGGGCCAUGGUGCAUUAUUCCUGCCAAGAACUCUGUCGAGUGCUUUAUCUGCUGGUUCCACUCCUGGAAAGAGGGGAUGAGAAACACAAGAUCACCGCCACUGCCUUCUUUGUGGAGCUCCUUCGCAUGGAGCAGGUGAAGAGGAUUCCAGAGGAGUACUCCCUGGGCCGAAUGUCCCAGGGCUUGACCAACGAAGACCCCAUCAUGAAGGUGCUCUGUAUCAGGGGCUUGGUCCUUCUGGCCCACAGGUCAGAAAAGGUGAGAAAACUGAAGACUAAAGAGAUUAAGUCUUCAUUAGCAACGUCAACGUCCUCGACACAAAACACAGACCAAUUUUGUCGUGCCAAAAUCCAGGCUCUUCUGCCCUCCAUGAUGAAGGGCCUGCAGUGGGUGGAUGGCUUGCUGGCAGUGGAGGCCGUCAGCAACCUCAAGACCAUCCUGAAGUCUCAGAACAAGAAGUCCAAUGACGUCACCAUUUACCUGGAAAUCCUGCAGGUUCUCCAGCCUCACUUCAAUGACAACAGGGAGGAGGUGCGUUUGACGGCCAUCACCCUCUUUGGUAAGGUGGUCCGGCUGCUGCGGAGCCCCUGCAAGCCCCUCACAGAGCAGCAGUUGGUGAACUGCCUGGUACCUCUGAUCCUGCAGCUUCAGGAGGGGAACCCUGUCGUGGGCAAGAAAUGUAAGAAGACCUUGUCCUAUUGCUGCUACCACAUGGCUUGGGUCCUGCCAAAAAUGACGUACAGCAAAAAGCCAUGGGACAUCGGUCAGCAGACCAUGGCCAAGAUCUGCAAGUACUUGGUGAAUGCCCACCGAGACAGUGCCUUAGUGUUCCUGACCCAGAGCCUGGAAUAUACCAAAAGCCCUCGGGCUGCCCUCCGGAGGAGUGCAGUCACAUUUAUAGGGUCCCUGGUACCCUGCAUGGAGGGCAUGCUGACCGAAGAGAACCUAAAUGAAGUGAAGGCAGCCCUGGAGGCCCUGAGGCACGACCCAGAAGCAUCAGUGUGCAUCUUUGCAGCCCAAGCCCAGGAUCACAUUUUAGCCAGUUGCUGGCGGAGCUCCUGGCCCCUUCCCCGGGGAGACGCUUGGGUCUGCGACCCGGCCACCAACCACCGAUGGAACUCCAGCAAAGAGAACCUCCCUCUCAGCCAUCGCCGAAAGUCGUCGAUCUUGGACUCACUGAGGGCCUGGAAGAAGAGUUUAAAGUAGCCCUCGGCAGCUGCCCAGCCUGCCUGCUGGCACUAUAAAUGCUAGAUUGGGUAGCUGGUGUCUGCGUGUUCUUGCGAAAGGAGGGAGGAGGCCCUCAUUCUCGGGCUCGCGGUGCGAUAGACUCACAUUCUGUUGGGGGACGAAAUGUGCACACAUGAAGAGCAAGUCUAAAACUACGCGAAGUAUAAAGUAAUUUGGGGAGGAGGGGUCACUACCAACUUGGGAGGGGGGUUGCAUCAGGAAAGGCAUCAGGCUUCGAAGUAAAUUGGUGCAGAAAAGUGGGGACAGUCUUGGAGUGCAUUGGCGGUGAGGCACAC
Messenger RNA from Phascolarctos cinereus (koala), 3643 nucleotides. It is a transcript of the gene MROH7, whose product is annotated as maestro heat like repeat family member 7. Gene Ontology annotation, cellular component: cytoplasm. The record is from RefSeq and is a predicted model, not a curated record. NCBI's taxonomy places the organism in Eukaryota, Metazoa, Chordata, Mammalia, Diprotodontia, Phascolarctidae.